AUGCAAUACCGAGACUUCAAUGGCAUUGGCGGGCAGGCGCGCCGUGAAGAGGAUAAAGUCAUUGUAUAUCUUUCACCAAAGCAACCGGUACCGGAUAUAGUACCCUACGAACUCCACGAACACAUUUAUCCGGAUGAUUGGACUAUGCGCAUGACAACCCUGCGGGACACUGCGUUUCGGUAUUACCACCCGAUGUUUGAGCGUGUGUGGAUUAUCGUUGCUUCUCUUGCUGUGAUCAUCCUCCCCCUCGCGCUGUAUCAAGUCAUCUUCGACGCGAUGUUUACGAAUGAACAGCAUACGGCGGAACAUUACUUCGAAGCUCGGUUUGUGUCGUUUGCGGUGUUUGUAGGGACAUUCAUCUUUUUCUGGGCGCCGGUGCUUAUUUGGAAGGCUAUCGGAAAGAGACGUCUCCGUAACCUCACGUCGGCAUGGGAGAGAUCCGACCGUGCGUCGAGGCCUCCUAGCGGGUACGUUCCUGUGUGGAAAGCGAAGAUGCCGACGGUGUUCAAGUCGACUUGUGUCGUGACGAUUACAGCUCCUCCCAACGCCAAACCGUCGUUGUUCCAUCCCAAUGCGUAUAUGCCAUCCUACAUAAACCCACCCGCCGACAGUUCAGACGCCUACUUCUACCCGUACGCUCCGGGGAAGGAGGGUCUGCCGCGUAUGAGCGUUGCAGGGUCCUUACCGGGGUACCAGGCUACGCCUGGACAACGCGAGUUCAUUGAUGUUAAGGUCUAG
This is a messenger RNA of Fomitiporia mediterranea MF3/22, 738 nucleotides long. RefSeq lists its product as uncharacterized. NCBI's taxonomy places the organism in Eukaryota, Fungi, Basidiomycota, Agaricomycetes, Hymenochaetales, Hymenochaetaceae. The transcript has 7 exons. Bases 1 to 738 code for a protein of 245 amino acids. The record is from RefSeq and is a predicted model, not a curated record.